AUGCCGCGUGUUGCAAGAGAUUCGAGCGGGAGCCUGAGCCGGCAGACUGUUGUUAUGAGAAUGGCGCGCGAAAGUAGCAAGGCGUCUCCAGUGAAGUAUGAGCACCUCCCAAAGGCACAUUCACCUGAAGCGCCACGAAGGGAUGCGCAACUAGCUCUCAACGAUGACAAAGGCGAAAAGGUUGCCCGAUUACAAUCUCGACAGGCCCUCCAAGAAAUCCAUAUGAACGAAAUCCGCGCCGCAGCCAGUCCCAUGCGCAAACUCAACCAGAGACGAAGAGAGUCCAAUUACAGCAACAUGUCAGACUCACCCCGAACACCAAGGACUUCAGACCAUGGAGCACAGGUGCGAAGAAGAGGAGGACUCAAUAACCAACAGCGCAGUAACAGCGACCUCCCGCGGAACAGCAUUGGCCGUGUCGCCGAAGACAACGGGGUCACGCCCAUGAAACGCGUCCCAAUCCUUGCCAAUUUCGAAGAAUGGAUGAAAAUGGCAACGGAUAACAAGAUUAAUGCUGCGAACUCAUGGAAUUUUGCGCUGAUAGACUACUUCCAUGACAUGAGCCUGUUGAAAGAGGGAGAUGGAGUCAAUUUUCAGAAGGCGAGCUGCACGCUAGACGGCUGCGUCAAGAUCUACACGAGUAGAGUCGACAGCGUCGCAACGGAGACUGGCCGCUUGUUGAGCGGUCUUGCUGAUGGCGGUGAGGCAAGCAAGAAGAGAAGUAAAGGCGAUGGCGAAGAGGAUGAAGGCGAAGAUGGCGAAGACGACGAGGAGGGCGACGAUGGUGAGGGCGGCGAGAAGAAGAAAUCCAAGAAGAAGCCCGCACGAAGUCAUGAAGCCACGCUCGCACCUGGCUUUGCGUCUUUCCAAGGCAAGAAGCUGGAACUCGAGUUUGCGGUCGACCCGCUUUUCAAGAAGGCAUCUGCGGAUUUUGAUGAGGGAGGAGCUAAGGGCUUGCUACUGAAUCAUCUGUCUAUUGACUCUGACGGGCGCAUCGUGUUCGAUAGCAGCGAUGAUGCGGGAGAUGCUGCUUUGGGAGGUGACAAAGAUAACAAUCAACAAGAAGAAGAACAUGAGAUGGGCUCUACAGGAAAAGAGCAACACGAGCCUGAUUUAACCGCUCACGGUGAGGACCCGGUUGCAGAUGAGCAAGACGAAGAAAUCGACCUUGCUUCCCUAGCAUCCAAGUUCUUCCCGGACAUGGGCAUAUUGGAGUCACAGGAUAUUUGCCCUUCGAUGAAAUCCUUUACAUUGGGCGACCCAUCAGGAGAUCUGAACCUACCCUUCCUCAAAGUACCCGAAGACUGGAAAGAGCAGAAACGAUCACAGACGCCAGCGCCUGGAACAAAUCUCCCCCUAGAUUUGGCCGAUCAGACUGGAAUUUUCCUCGAUGGAAGCAAUGCCAUGGGUUUCGACGAUGACUAUGACGACGGCGACGGGUUGCUCGGUGGCUUCGACGUCGCGGACAAUGUGGGAUUUGGCGAAGGAGGAGAGGCCUGGGCCAAAGAUGCCGCCAUCGAAGCUCAAGCCCGAGUUGCUCGAGCAGAAGACGUGGAUGAUAACCUUUUGGAAAAUGGAGGUGAUGGCUACGCAUUGUCUCUGCAGCACAAGUACCAAGAAGACGCAGAGCACGAGUCUAUCAUGGCUUAUUUCGACAAAGCAUUCAACUCACGCGCAAAGGGCAAGACAGCGUUUCUCACCCUUGAAAACUGGCGGAUGCAGAAGAUCCAGAAAGCACAACAACAAGAAGCCAGCGGCACCAAUGCUGCACCCACAAGGCAGAAGAAGGAAAAGGAGCCAUAUGAGAUUGAUUUUCUGGGCCCCAUGUCAGACUCCUUGAGGGAGUUACUUGAACAGCCGCCCGUUCUGAAUUCGCAAAUUUCUCUGCCCAAAUCGCAGUGGCGGACAAAAGGCCGAAAUCUGCUGGACAAAGAUGACGAGGUUGUGGACCCCAGAAAGUUAAUGCGCUUAUGGACCAAGCCAAAGUGUCGAGUGGGCAGGAUCAGAAGAAAAGAAGGGGGUGUCGGUAUGGGGAUUAUCGACGAGGGUUUCGGGGCGAGGAACCGUGUCGGAACCACGAACGCCUCUGGUGAAGGUCCUGGUGAUGAGCUGGAUGAUGAGGGCAGAAAGGGAGACUAUGAUGCAAACUUCUUCGCGGACGACGACCAGAUGCUUCCAUUUGAUGGCCCAUUACCCAUUGACGAAGAUGACGACGAUGAUGGGCUUGGUGACGGAGGCGGUGAUGAUGGUGGACAGGCUUUUAUGGAUGCGAGGGAAAUGUUGUCGCCUCAACCCGAGUCACAGCAAGAUCAGCAUCUAAACCUCCUCACCGGCGAAGCUGGAGCGGACAAUGAUCUCGCCGGGUCUGAACAGUCACCGCAAGACUCGCAACCACAACAAAGUCAACCGGAGCUCCUUCCGGGCAGUUUCGGAAGCCAACUUGUGACACAGGCUGGAAGAAGAAUUCGACCCGAGUACGUCAACUACGCACGUACGGCGAAGAAGGUCGACGUGAGGAGGUUGAAGGAGAAUAUGUGGAAGGGCAUGGAGGGCCGGUUGAAGUUGAUAAAUGUGUUUGAUCGACCGUCCGCCAUCCCAACAGCAACUGAGCCACAAAAGGGUGAAGAUGGUGACGGCGAUGUCGACAUGAUGGAUAUCGAUGACCCGAGCCCGCCUCAGCAUGAACCUCAACCCGAAGCAGAGGCCGAGCCUCCUGCACCCAAACCCACCGAUCUAGAUCCGUCGAGUGACGCCAGUGACGGCACAUUGAACUUCACCGACCUCAUCCAAGACCUCCGCUCCUUCUACCCGGAGCCCCAGAUGAAGGACAUCAGCACAUCAUACUGUUUCAUUUGCUUGUUACAUCUGGCGAAUGAGAAGGGGUUGGUGUUACAGGGUGAGACCGGGGAUGGGAACAACGCCAUGCAGGAGAUUAGGGUCACCAGGGAUCCGAACGUCGGAGAGGGAUAUGAAGGGGAAUGA
This is a messenger RNA of Fonsecaea multimorphosa CBS 102226, 2982 nucleotides long. RefSeq lists its product as uncharacterized. Bases 1 to 2982 code for a protein of 993 amino acids. The transcript has 2 exons. Gene Ontology annotation, molecular function: chromatin binding. Gene Ontology annotation, cellular component: condensin complex. The record is from RefSeq and is a predicted model, not a curated record. Gene Ontology annotation, biological process: mitotic chromosome condensation. Lineage: Eukaryota; Fungi; Ascomycota; Eurotiomycetes; Chaetothyriales; Herpotrichiellaceae.